AUGUUUCCUUUACACCAAAGGGAUGAGCUGGUUUUUCAGAUCCCCUCUAAUAUUUCAAACCAACAACUGAAAAUCCAAGAAGAUCUGAUCAAGGGUCAAUCUUUACUGCAGGAGGGCAGUAGCCCUACCAACAGCGUGGGUAAAAGGCGGCGAAAACUAUUUCGUAUUGGAGAUGAUAGCACUGAGCAUGAUGACAAGCAGAAAAGAAUUACGAGGAAAGAGAUUGAAAAGCAAAGAAGGAAAGCAAUGGCUGACCUUUACGCGUCUCUUCGUUCACAACUCCCUGUUGAGUACAUCAAGGGAAAGCGUUCAAUAUCCGAUCACAUGCAUGGAGCUGUGAAUUAUAUAAAGCUCUUGCAGAAGAAGAUCAAUGAACUGAGUAUCACGCGAGAUAAGCUUAAGAUGUUGGACAAUUCAAGUGGUAUUGGUUCUGCAAGUGGAAGCUCAAAUAAUAAUUGUUUGCCUAAUAGUGUCAUGGUUAGCCCAUGCUUGGGUGGUCUGGAGAUUUUGAUCACUUGUGGCUCAAAUGAGGAUGUGUUUCCCCUAUCAAAAGUGCUUCAACUACUGCUUGAAGAAGGUCUUACUGUCAUUAGCUGUGUUUCCUCUAAAGCACAUGAAAGACUGUUUCACACAAUUCAGUCUGAGGUGAGCGAUCUGACGUGCAUUGAUCUAUCUGUGCUGCAGCAGAAACUGACUGAUUUGAUUAGCAUGGGUUAAAUUUCCAGUAACAAUUAGUCCAAUGGUAUAACAUCUCCUCUCUCCAAGGGGAGAUGAGGGUUCGAGCCCUGUAGUAGAAUUUUGUGAAAUGUGUCUGAGUACUCACCUAACCCAAAAAAAAGAAAAGAAAAAGCAUUGUACCUGUCCUUUGGAGACUAUCAUGUGUAUAA
Molecule: messenger RNA, 887 nt
Organism: Cornus florida
Lineage: Eukaryota; Viridiplantae; Streptophyta; Magnoliopsida; Cornales; Cornaceae
Product: transcription factor bHLH118-like
Exons: 3
Coding region: 1-717 (238 amino acids)
Biological process (GO): regulation of transcription by RNA polymerase II
Cellular component (GO): RNA polymerase II transcription regulator complex
Molecular function (GO): DNA-binding transcription factor activity, RNA polymerase II-specific; protein dimerization activity; RNA polymerase II transcription regulatory region sequence-specific DNA binding
Source: RefSeq, a predicted model, not a curated record